UAGUAUUAGGUGCACUGGCCUUUAUUCUGUCAGAAAGGCUACGAUGGCUACCGAAGUGAAGACCCAGUUGGCUGAACAUCCACUGAUGGCUCCAAGGGCUGAGCCUGAAAAGAAGUCAGGACACAGGCCGAGGAGCCACGGGGACGGCGGGCUGCAGAAAGAACUGAUGAUCCCAGGGAUUGUGGAUUUCCAGCUGAUCCAAACGGCACUGAGGACCCCCAGGCCCCAAACCCCUGGGGCCUACCGCUUUGGCCGCCUCAGCCACCACUCCUUCUUCUCCCGACACCACCCGCACCCACAACGUGUGACCCACAUCCAAGAUCUCACCGGGAAGCCCGUCUGUGUCGUCAGAGACGAGUUCUCUCUAGCCCCCGUGCCUCAAGUCACACUUUUAUCCCGCUGCCUGAUGGGGAUGCCCGGCAUCUCUGUCCCCGUUGGAGACCCACAGUCCAAUCGGGAGCCUCAGCUUUCCUCUGAGACCUGGAAGAAGGAGUUGAAGGACCUGGCUUCCCGGGUGGCCAUCUUCACUAAGGAGAAUGAGCUGAAGAGCAAAGAGAAGGAGGAACCUCAGCGGGAGCAGGGGGCAAAGUACUCGGCCGAAACCGGGAGGCUCAUCCCCACUUCCAGCCGAGCCGUUGGUCGCCGCCACUCUCGCCAGAGCCCCCGGAUUUAUCCUUCUGGCAAAGAUGGAGGAGUUCAGACCAUUGUCCUGCGGGAUCAGGAGCUGCUGAUCCUGGAGCUCCUUUGUCAGAUCCUGCAGACAGACUCCUUGAGCGCUAUCCAGUUCUGGCUUCUGUACGCUCCUCCGAAGGAGAAAGACCUGGCCCUGGGGCUCCUGCAGACAGCAGUGGCUCAGCUCCUUCCACAGCCCCUAGACUCUCUCCCGGUGGAAAAACUUCUCCAUCAGCUCCACGAAGUCCAAGAACCUUCUCAAGAGAGGCAACAACCACCCUACAGCCAAUCCCCGAAGAAGACAAAGACGCCGCCCCUACCCAAAGGCGACAAACCAGAGUAUAUCGGAAGAGCACAAGUUCUUCGGAUGCAUUCAAGCCAGAUGGCAGAAGAGAAAGCCUCACAGCCAAAGGCAGAAUGCUGAGUCCGAGUCCCUUUGCCCGCCUUGCUCAGGAGCUGCCCCCUGGUUUGAGGCUGUUCUUACCAGCCUCAACAGCCCCACCGUCUCAACAGCAAUACCGACUUGCCUAUCACACGGAGCCCAUUAAAAGGCUGCCUUCCCUUUAGGAGGACAAUUCCA
Messenger RNA from Neogale vison (American mink), 1252 nucleotides. It is a transcript of the gene TBATA, whose product is annotated as thymus, brain and testes associated. NCBI's taxonomy places the organism in Eukaryota, Metazoa, Chordata, Mammalia, Carnivora, Mustelidae. The transcript is spliced from 9 exons. The coding region runs from base 44 to 1096 and encodes 350 amino acids. The record is from RefSeq and is a predicted model, not a curated record.